Molecule: messenger RNA, 694 nt
Organism: Aaosphaeria arxii CBS 175.79
Lineage: Eukaryota; Fungi; Ascomycota; Dothideomycetes; Pleosporales
Product: 5-formyltetrahydrofolate cyclo-ligase
Exons: 3
Coding region: 1-693 (230 amino acids)
Biological process (GO): tetrahydrofolate interconversion; folic acid-containing compound biosynthetic process
Cellular component (GO): mitochondrion
Molecular function (GO): 5-formyltetrahydrofolate cyclo-ligase activity
Source: RefSeq, a predicted model, not a curated record
AUGUCGACAUCAAUGGUCGCCUUGAAAAAGGAUCUUCGCAAGAAAAUAAGGUUAAUACUAUCAGAUCUCCCCGAUGCAGCUGCAGCGUCGCAAACAUCCAAUGCAGUGAAAACAUUGCUUUCCCUUCCAGAAUACAAGGCAGCAAAACGUAUCAGCGUCUACCUGUCAAUGCCUUCGGGCGAAAUAUCGACUACCGGUAUUGUGCACGAUGCCUUGAAGCAAGGGAAACAGGUCUUUAUUCCUUAUACAUACAAGUUGCAAGCACCCAAAGAGAAUGAGCCAAAAUCAAUCAUGGAUAUGGUUGAAUUGAGGUCACUGAAAGAGCUUGAGUCGCUUGAGCCAGACAAUUGGGGUAUCCCCACGCCGAGUGAGGAAUCGAUAUCAUCACGUGCGAAUUCGUUUGGGGGUGUGGGCUUGACGGGUGGAGAGGCGCGCUCGGAGAGUAACUUGGACUUGAUUGUGAUGCCUGGGAUGGCGUUUGAUUCUGGUUUUGGUCGGCUUGGUCACGGCAAAGGGUUCUAUGAUUACUUCCUACGGCGGUGUGAACAAUCGUCGAGGAUGCCUUUUCGUGUUGGCCUCUCUCUAACCGAACAAUUACUUCCUUCGAACCAGUCUGUCCCUAUGGAUUCCACAGACUUUCGCCUUGACGCACUCAUCUUAGGUAAUGGCGAGCUCCGCCGACCCGCUGUUUAAA